AUGAAGCCUCUAAGCCAUGCUGUGAAAAGUAGUAUUUCACCAUUUCCAUUUGAUUGGAGCAAUGUUCCCCGACGACUGCGGACGAAGAGGAAGAGAAAAUUAAAUGGCGAGGAAGCACUUUCUAGACCAAAAGAAGCACAGUAUAGACUCAAGGAAGCACUUUCUAUACCAAAGGAAGCACCUUCUAGACUGAAGGAAGCACAAUCUAGACUCAAGGAAGCAGUUUCUAAACCGAAGGAAGCACUUUCUAAACCAAAGGAAGUAUCUUCUAGACAGAAGGAAGCACAAUCUAGACUCAAGGAAGCACUUUCUAAACCGAAGGAAGCACUUUCUAGACAGACGGAAGCACUUUCUAAACCUGAUAAUGUGCAUUCUCAACCAAAGAAAACACUUUCUACACCUAACAAAACAUAUUCUAGGUCAAAUAAAGCAUUUUCUAGACUCAAGGAAGCGCUUUCAAGACCCCAAGAUUCGCAUUUUAGACCAAAAGAAGCACUUUCUGGACUCAAGGAAAAGCUAGACAGUGGAGUUUUUGAUACUUACAUGAAGUGA
Sphenostylis stenocarpa is the source of this 552-nucleotide messenger RNA. The record is from the annotation of a GenBank genome assembly. Lineage: Eukaryota; Viridiplantae; Streptophyta; Magnoliopsida; Fabales; Fabaceae.